Molecule: messenger RNA, 1660 nt
Organism: Papaver somniferum (opium poppy)
Lineage: Eukaryota; Viridiplantae; Streptophyta; Magnoliopsida; Ranunculales; Papaveraceae
Product: putative lipase YOR059C
Exons: 10
Coding region: 149-1234 (361 amino acids)
Source: RefSeq, a predicted model, not a curated record
UUCUAUUCUUCUCUUAAAAUUCUUCUGAAACUGAAAUAAACUGCGAUUUCUUUUUAAAAAAAUCUGUUCUGUAAAUUAUUUUAGGGGUUACUGGAAAUGCAGAGUUGAAUUGAAUACACAGAAAUAAAAUAAUCGAGAGAAAAAUAAAAUGGAUUGUGAAAGUAAAGAAAAUGGUGUUUGUGUAGAAGAAGUUAAUGGUGGUUUAGAUAUUUGGAGUUCAAACAAGAAUUCUUCUUCUUCUCCUUCUUCACCACCUAAUCAUCUUGUUGUUAUGGUUAAUGGAAUUAUGGGAAGUUCUAAGGAUUGGAAAUUUGGGGCUGAGCAAUUUGCAAAAAGUCUCCAUGAUUCAGUGACUGUUCAUUGUAGCGAACGCAAUGCAUCACGGUUGACGUUAGAUGGUAUAGAUGUUAUGGGGGAACGCUUGGCUGAGGAGGUGUUGGAAGUGAUUCAACGUAAACCAGAAAUACAAAGGAUUUCUUUUGUGGCACACUCUUUGGGUGGAUUAGUAGCAAGAUAUGCCAUUGGAAGACUUUAUAGACCUCCUAGUAGGGAAAAUACAGAAGACGGGUCUAACAAAUUAUGUGAUGGGUAUUCAGGAGGUACAAUAUGCGGCUUAGAGGCGAUGAAUUUUGUAACUGUGGCAUCUCCUCAUCUUGGUUCAAGGGGUAACUAUCAUGUUCCGUUUCUUUUUGGUCUAACUGCAUUGGAGAAAGCUGCAUCUUGUGUUGCUCAUUGGAUCUUUAGGAAAUCAGGCCGCCAUCUUUUUCUUACAGAUGCCGAGGAAGGGAAACCUCCAUUACUUCGAUGCAUGGUGGAGGAUAAUGGGGACCUUUAUUUCAUAUCUGCCUUGCGGGCAUUCAAGCGCCGAGUUGCAUAUUCGAAUGUCGGCUAUGACCAUAUUGUGGGUUGGAGGACGUCAUCUAUUAGACGAACUAGUGAACUUCCAAAGUGGGAGGAUGCUGUUAGUGAGAAGUAUCCACAUAUUGUAUACGAAGAGAGAUGCAAAGGUAGUGAUAGUGGAAAGUGUGUGACAAUAGAAGAUAAAGACUCAGAUGUGUUAGAAGAGGCUAUGGUGACGGGUCUCUCUCGUGUGUCAUGGGAAAAGGUCGAUGUUAGCUUUCACACCAGCAGGCAGAGGUUUGCAGCACAUAAUGUCAUUCAGGUCAAAGAUAACUACAUGCACUCAGAAGGGGCAGAUGUCAUACAACACAUGAUUGAUCAUUUCCUUACCUAAAAAGCAGCAUUCUCUUAACUGUUGAUGCAGCGGCCCCAUCAUUCAUGAUCAUAAAAGCACAAGUCCAAUUAUUCACGUUGAUAAAAGCACAAUGGUGUUUAAGAUGAUAUAAUCACCACGGCCAUGAUUGGAGGUGUUAUAAAAGAGGUUAUUGCUGCUAAGAAUUGGAACUCUCUUCUGUAAAUUGAGGCCCCACAAACUUAAGGUGUUUGUACUUUCAGCUGGUUAUUCCUUGGCGAUUCUUCUAUUUGAUUCAUUAAUUGUCAAAUGUACAUAAGAAAAUUUGUGUAUUUUAUAGUCGGUGAGAAAAUGCGAUAAACUACGCAUUUUCUGAGAGGAUGCAAGUCAUAUAGAAUAGUUGUUCAUGCAGCUCCCAAGUUAGAGACCUGCUAAUAGACCUGAUGUUCCAAGUGUUAUAGUAGCCAA